CUUGGAAGGGCCCGCCGCCCGGCUCGGAGGCAUCGCCCUUUACACCCAACUCCGUUGGCCAGGGUGGUGGCCCUGGCUCCGGUCCUUACAACAAUACAGGUGGUCCACCGAGUAAUGCGGCCUUCCAAGGUCCAAGCCCUUUCCCCGGUGGCGCUGGUAGUCCAGCCGGGGCGCCUCCUUAUCAAGGACCACCCCCUGGUUCCGCGACCCCUCAGUAUACUGCCUCACCAGCGCCUAGCGGCUCCUCGACACCUGGCCCUGGACCACCGCCCAACUCGUCGGGCUUCCCACCGCCACCCAAUAAUUCCGGGCCCCCGUAUAAUGGGCCCGGGCCGAGUCCAUUCGGCUCGCCAUCUGGCGGGCCACCGCAAUUCGUCGGUCGACCCGGUUCCUCGGGGCCGCCGUUCGUACCUCCGGGAGCGGGGAAUCCUCACUUCCCUUCGCAUGGUCAACCGUUUGGUGGACCCCAAUACGGUAUGCCACCUGGAAGCCCGUUUGGACCUGGUCACCCGAUGACAGGGCCUAUCGGGCCUGGACAUCCAGCGAUGAUGGGACCCGGUGGACCCGUCGACAGGAUGGACCAAGGUCUUUACGCGUCAAAAAUGAAAGAAUCGAAUGGAAUAGUAUGUCAACUCUGCCAGACAUACAGUCAAAAAUCGUUGCCUGUCCCCAGGAGGCAUACUCCGUACUUUGGCCAACCGGACUACAGGCUCUACGAGUUGAACAAGAGGUUACAACAGCGUACAGAGGAGAGCGACAAUCUUUGGUGGGACGCAUUCGCGACUGAAUUCUUCGAGGAUGACGCAACCUUAACCCUCACGUUCUGCUUGGAGGACGGCCCCAAGAGAUACACGAUAGGAAGGACGUUAAUACCUAGGUACUUCCGUUCAAUAUUCGAGGGCGGCGUGACGGAACUUUACUACAAUUUGAAACACCCGAAGGAGUCAUUUCACAAUACCAGCAUAACCCUCGACUGUGAUAACUGCGUUAUGGUUACGCAUCACGGAAAACCGAUGUUCACGAAGGUAUGCACGGAGGGUAGAUUAAUAUUGGAAUUCACGUUUGACGACCUUAUGAGGAUAAAGUCGUGGCACAUGUCGGUGAGGACGCACAAGGAACUCGUGCCUAGAACUGUGGUCGGUAUGCAACAGGACCCGACGAUGCUCGAACAGCUUAGCAAGAACAUCACAAGGCAGGGCAUCACCAAUUCCACCCUCAACUAUCUUAGGUUAUGCGUGAUCUUGGAACCGAUGCAAGAGUUGAUGUCGAGGCACAAGGCGUACGCGUUGUCACCGCGGGACUGCUUGAAGACGACCUUGUUCCAGAAAUGGCAGAGGAUGGUUGCCCCGCCGGGUAAGAGAGGUAGACGAACAGUUGCUUUACAUGAGAAGCACCAGCCAGUGGAGCCAAACGGUCGACCAGUCUACCGCAGGAUUCGUUUUUCGAUCGCUCGACGACGGAAUAUUCCUCGUCGACUUGUUGCCGCGUUCACGGGCCUCGGUUCCAAUCGGUUUCUACGACCAGAACUUUUAUUUCCCCUCCCUCGAGGCCCCCCCAUUAUCUCAUCCUUUAUCUCUUCCGCGCCCACAACCCGUUGGGAAAUCGUAUUUCAUCGCAAUAUUUGGGGAUAUAGAUUCGUCCGACUCGUCAAAUAUUUAAUCGUCUCCCUCCUCUGUGUUUAAUAGUAAAA
Apis dorsata (giant honeybee) is the source of this 1690-nucleotide messenger RNA. It is a transcript of the gene Chi, whose product is annotated as LIM domain-binding protein 2. The coding region runs from base 477 to 1682 and encodes 401 amino acids. Gene Ontology annotation, biological process: negative regulation of transcription by RNA polymerase II; positive regulation of transcription by RNA polymerase II; nervous system development. Lineage: Eukaryota; Metazoa; Arthropoda; Insecta; Hymenoptera; Apidae. Gene Ontology annotation, cellular component: transcription regulator complex; nucleus. The record is from RefSeq and is a predicted model, not a curated record. Gene Ontology annotation, molecular function: LIM domain binding. The transcript is spliced from 7 exons.